CGACGUGCUUCACGUUCGUUGACAUCUCCCUCAGCACUAUUUCUCCACCUUCUUAUCCAAUCCCAUCCACCUUGUAUAACAAUCUCUCGCCAAACCCAAGAAAAAUGCGAAAAACAAAAUCAACCAUGAUUCAGAAAAGUACAAAACACACGCUUCUAGAGCGACCUUGGUGCAUCGUGGUUGCUCUAGCUGGUCUUAUAGCUGGCGCAGUGCUGAUCACAAGUUUCAUCCGAUCUACGGACAACACUUUAUCACUAUGUUCCACGGCUAAGACAACCGCAAAAUCCAUAGCUGAAUACACAGCCACACCAAUCCAACUCCAAUCCAUCGUCCAUUACGCAACCUCACGCAUCGUCCCUCAACAAACCUUCGAAGAGGUUUCAAUCUCCUUAGACGUCCUUAAAGACCGUUUACCAUGCAACUUUCUCAUCUUUGGCCUAGGACGUGACUCUCUCAUGUGGGCCUCUCUUAAUCCAGGUGGCAACACUGUGUUCUUGGAGGAGGAUCCUGAGUGGAUCCAGGCCGUUCUCAAGGAGGUACCGUCCCUAAGAGCCCAUCAUGUUCAGUAUCGGACACAACUCUCUCAAGCGGACCGUCUCCUCGCCACGUACAAGUCCGAACCAAAAUGUUUACCAGCUAACGCUUUCCCCAUACGUUACAACGAGAAGUGUCCUUUGGCGUUGACUUCACUUCCUGAUGAGUUUUAUGAUACUGAGUGGGAUUUGAUCAUGGUGGACGCACCAAAAGGAUACUUUGCUACCGCGCCAGGGAGGAUGGGAGCAAUAUUCUCGGCAGCUGUCAUGGCACGUAACAGGAAGGGUGCUGGCACGACGCAUGUUUUUCUUCAUGACGUUAACCGCAAAGUGGAGAGAACUUACGCCAAUGAGUUUCUAUGUAAGAAGUAUAAAGCCAAAUCUGCUGGUAAGCUAUGGCACUUUGAAAUACCCAAUGCUGCUAACAUGAGUGAUCAGCCAGGGGACCGGUUUUGCUAGAUUGCGUCCAUAUUCGGUUCUUGGUUACUUCCUUUACAUUAAACUCCGCAUAGUUUGAAAUCGUUUUAUAUUUAAAUAUACAACUAUCCAAAGGCUUCUCAUUAAAAUAAAUUAUGUAUCCUAUCACUAUUGCUCUUUGUGUUUUGUAUGCUGUGGGUGUAGAAAAUUAUUGAAGUUAGUGUUGGACAUAAAUGUUCGAGGCUGGUUUCAUUUUUGCUAAGUUAUAAAUUUUACAAAUUACUAAAUGAUCCUCCAAAUGGCACAUGUGUGUAUAUUGUUCAUUGUUGUGAGAAAUAGGAUGAAAAAGGUUAAA
Eruca vesicaria subsp. sativa (arugula) is the source of this 1305-nucleotide messenger RNA. Lineage: Eukaryota; Viridiplantae; Streptophyta; Magnoliopsida; Brassicales; Brassicaceae. The record is from the annotation of a GenBank genome assembly.